AUGCCCCCUUGGACAAGCACGACUCCCUGGCUCUGGCUCCCAGAGUCGACUCCCGCAUUCACCUCCACACACAGCACAGCGCGCAUCGUCCUCUUUCCAAGAUCAAUACCAGUCCACGUCUCGGCAGACACGCGCUACAUCCUCUUCAUUAAUGGGAAGCGAAUCCUCUUCGGCCCCGCAAAGUCCUACCUCCAUGAAUACAACUACGAGACCAUAGACAUCGCACCUUUCCUGGUCCCUGGACAGAAGAAUGUCCUGGCCGCCAAAGUGCUCCGCUACUCACCUGUCAAGGAGGGGAAUAUGGGUAUGGUGCGGGCCGGGAUUGGGGGGUUUAUCCUGCAUGAGAGCUCGGGUUUGUUGGGGGUAUCGACCACCGAAGACUCGGGCUGGAAAUGUCUACCGGAUGAUUCGGUGCGUAUUCUGUCAAGCAGCGAGUGGAAUCGUGCGCUCGGGCCGGCGUUUAUGCAAAUCAAUGAGGAGGUCGAUGGCAGUCUAGCUGUCGAGGGCUGGCUAGAUGGAGACUUCGACGACUCGGCUUGGUUGGGUGCGGAACGGUCGAGCCUGAAGACGCCUAUGCUGCCGAUCCUGGAGCCGUGGAGGCUUGUACCACGGUCUAUCCCGCUAUUUCCAGAGACAGAGGGGAGGUUUUCUGCUAUCAUCAAGCCAAAUUCUGAACAGCCUGGGCUGGACCUGGCUGGGAGCUGGAGAAGUCUUUUACGGAAUGACGGGAGUGGGAUCGUCGAGAUCCCACCAAACACACGCACAGCAGUGAUCCUUGAGAACGAGUCCCUCAUCACGGCCUUUUUGGAACUAAGAUUCAGAGGGGGCGCUGGCUCUACCGUCACCGUCCGCUGCGCCGAGUGCUUCGAGUACCCACCGCCAGAAGGGAAUCUGAACCCCUUUGCACGGAACAAGGGCGACAGGGCCGAUACUUCAGGAAUCCUUGUUGGGCCAGAGGACUCGUAUACUGUUUCCUCCAGCUCCACGACAGAGCAGGAGUGGAUGUACGAGCCAUUUUGGUUCCGCACAUUCCGCUAUGUCCAACUGACCGUGUCCACGCACUCGCAACCCCUGCAGAUAACCAGGCUGACAUACCGACGCACGCACUACCCACUUCCCAUAAAUACAAGUCUCUCGAACAUGCCUUUAGUCGAAUCCAAGAAGUGGGCCAUUAGCCUAAACACCUUGCUCAACUGCAUGCAGGAAACAUACACCGACUGUCCUUUUUACGAGCAGAACCAGUUCGCGUUCGACAGCCGCCUCCAGAUGCUCUAUUCCUACCAACUCUCAUCUGACGAUCGGCUGGCCAGGAAAACAAUCAAUGAGUUCCAUGCCUCGCGGCGCGGAAGUGAUGGGCUCGUCGAGACGCACUUCCCUACUCCGUUUCCGGGGGUGACCAUUCCGAUCUUCUCGCUGAGUUGGGUGCUCAUGCUGUGGGAUCAUAUCAUGUACACAGUUGACACCGAGGCCAGUAAACGGUUCGUGAAGAGAUACCUUGGUGGGAUCGAUUCGGUGCUGAACUAUUUUGACUCGAGGAUCUCAAAUGCUUACAGCGGGAUGAUCGGGCGGUUUGGAGAUGCAGACUCGCCCAACGACGAGAUCUGGGCCUUUGUCGACUGGACAGCCGAGUGGUCUGUUCUCGGACCUGGAGGGGACUUCAAGCACCUUGCUGUUCCGCCUGCUUAUCGACGGACGGGUGUGGCGAGCUACAACAGUCUCUUCUACGCAUACGUGCUGAAUAAGGCAGCGGAGGUAUGUGAGUUUGUCGGCCGGCUCGGCCUGGCGGAGGAAUAUCGGUCACGAGCAGAGAGCGUCAAUGAAGCUGUGAGACGGCAUUGCCUUCGCACCGACGAGGACGGUAAAGAAAUCCUGGUAGAUGGUCCGGACAGCCCUACUACUGAACGGAGCCAGCACGUCGCCGUGUUCGCCGUUCUUUCUGGCGCCUUCACAGGAUCCCGCGCCAGAGCCCUCCUCUGCCGCGCGCUCCACCCAGAUACAAGGGGAGGUUAUGUAAAGGCCUCGUACGCGCAAUCCUUCUAUCUCCUCGAGGCAGCGGUGCAGGUUGGACUCUACGAUGAGCUGCGUGGGACUCUUGUACAACCGUGGACAGAAAUGGUGGAUCUGAACCUCACGACGUGGGCGGAGUCGUCGGCGAUGCCAAGGAGCGACUGCCAUGGGUGGAGUUGUGUGCCGAUUUAUGAUAUAGUUGCCAAUGUCAUUGGGCUCAGGCCUGCUGCGCCUGGGUACAGGAGGGUGAGGUUUGAACCGAGACUGCAGCUCUGGGAGGGGGGAGGGGAGGGGGUCAUUACUGUUGGAAUCGGUGGAAAUGGGGACAAGAGGGAAGUAAGGGUCGAAUGGGAGAAGGAGGGAAGGGUUCUUUUGACUGUUGGGUCCGAUUGUGAGGUCGAAGUUCCCACCGCCAGUGAUGGGAGUGGAGAAGGCGACGAGAAGACAUACCGGGUGAAGAAGAUGAAAAAAGGGGAGACGUUAAUCCUCACUCUAUAUCGUUGA
This is a messenger RNA of Aspergillus nidulans FGSC A4, 2511 nucleotides long. RefSeq lists its product as uncharacterized. NCBI's taxonomy places the organism in Eukaryota, Fungi, Ascomycota, Eurotiomycetes, Eurotiales, Aspergillaceae. Gene Ontology annotation, biological process: carbohydrate metabolic process. The transcript is spliced from 2 exons. The coding region runs from base 1 to 2511 and encodes 836 amino acids. The record is from RefSeq and is a predicted model, not a curated record.